Messenger RNA from Helianthus annuus (common sunflower), 564 nucleotides. RefSeq lists its product as uncharacterized. NCBI's taxonomy places the organism in Eukaryota, Viridiplantae, Streptophyta, Magnoliopsida, Asterales, Asteraceae. The record is from RefSeq and is a predicted model, not a curated record. The coding region runs from base 1 to 564 and encodes 187 amino acids. The transcript has a single exon.
AUGGUCAACGGACCAAGAUAUAGCGCAAGAGAUAAAGGCAAGCGACCAUUCGAACCUGCAUGGCAAGAACAACAGGUUAUCUUCCCGGUAGUACGCAGGGGUCCACGCGCCACGCGCCACGUCGUCAUUACCGGUAUUAUCGGUCAUUACGAAACAAAAUACAUAUUCAUUGAUCCGGGAAGUACAGCUGAUAUCAUCUACGAGCAAUGCUUUAAUCAAUUUGACGAUGAAGAUAAAGCGAGACUCGAGCCGGUUGACUAUCCUCUGUCAGGAUUCUGUAACGAAAUGGUCUUCCCACUAGGCCAAAUCAGCUUCCCCGUCACGCUGUCUGGCGGAAAGCAUUCGAGAACCACAGAUGUCAAUUUCAUGGUAAUGUCGGUCAAGUCAAGGCAUGAUGUUCUGAUCGGGAGAGAAACCCAAGGCGAGCUAAACAUGGUAACCUCCACACCCCACUCAGCCAUCGGGUUUCCAACUGAGACAGGUGUGGCGAUUAUAUAUGCAAAAAAAAGUAAUGUCUGCAGAGGAUACGCGCCUAACCAGAGCGACGAAAGUUUCAACAACUGA